Molecule: messenger RNA, 597 nt
Organism: Oikopleura dioica
Lineage: Eukaryota; Metazoa; Chordata; Appendicularia; Copelata; Oikopleuridae
Source: the annotation of a GenBank genome assembly
AUGAAGAUUCUCCCGCUGAUACUUUCGAUCAGUUUUGCUUUUGAUCCAUCUGCAUGCUUUGUGAACGAGCAGAGUUUUAACCGAUGGAGUCAAAAUUGCAUAAAUGAUGCAGUUUUGAUUUUUUCGACGAUUAAUCCAACUCAAAACAACUACAUGAUGGCUCGAUCGGUUCAAAAAGGACUCCACGAUCAAUUCGUCAAAAGCGGCCUUCUUUCGUAUUCAUUCACUUGCGCUGUUUUUAACGACCCGGACGAGUUCGAAAUCAUCGGCGAAGGAUGGAAAGUUCCCAUCACUCCGGACAUUAAUGGUCGACCAAGAGCUGCUGCUUGCGUCAAGAUCGCCAAGGAGUCGAAUUCAAGCAUUUAUAAAGCUACGAGAUGGACGCUGAUGCCGAAUUUCGAUCUUUGCCAGUUUAGAGAAAAUGCUUCAACAUGCAAAAAACACAUGGAAAAAGGACUGGAACAAGCUUGUUCUUGCGGCAAUACUGCCGCGCUGAUAAUGAGACGAGGCAGCUCAACAUUCGGAACUCAGUAUUUCUUGCAGUAUCGAUCGCGCCGCUGGGAUAUCGCCGCUUUCUGCACUGGAAUAAAUUGUUAA